AUGUUUAAGUAUACUAUUGUGUCUAUUUAAGGAUUAAUAUGCACUUUUUGCAUUUUAUUGGGGUAUGGUAUGCAAUGGAGCUGUUCAAAAAAAGAGGAGUUCGAGGGACAUAAAUUAUAUAAUGAAUAAACAUUUGAAAACAAUAUUGUGCUAUAGUUUAUUCGGAUGUUAUUUAAGUAAGGCUAUUUUGAAAUUUAACCAUAGAGUCGUUGUUUUAUAAAAGGCCAAUAACAGUUACUGUUGGCUUGUAGGCGGCGGAUGUGUGUUCAUAGUAUAACAUUCCGUUAUAGACGGAAGUACUUUCAUAGUACAUAUGUUUACUUGGUUGUUAAUAUGCAAAUGAGCAAAGCCCAGGUUCUGUUUGGAUUGAGUAUUUACUGUAUAUAAAGACGGUGGACCCAUUCAGGGUCGAGCAUGGUUUUCUCUGAAGGGAUCUAUUGGCCUUGUUAGGCUUGCACAUUACAAAUGGUGGCAGUGGAGGAAUAUUGACAACCGCCGGACCGGAGUUGCCUUACCCAUGAGAUUCCCAGACCAAGACUCAAGACGAGUCUUCUUGGAGGGGAAAUGUAACAAUCCGCAGAAGGCGGCGGAUGUGCGUUCAUAGUAUAGCAUUCCGUUAUAGACGGAAGUAGGUUCAUAAACUGUGCACCUGUGUCUUCGGCUGAGUGACAAGAAGCAAGUGAUUAUUAAGCAGAUCCCUGUUGAGCAGAUGACAAAGGAAGAACGCCAGGCCGCACUCAAUGAAGUGAUAGUUCUCUCUAUGCUCAGCCACCCAAAUAUCAUAGAGUACUACGAAAACUUCCUGGAAGACAAGGCUCUCAUGAUUGUCAUGGAAUAUGCGCAUGGUGGUACUCUGCUUGAUUUCCUGCAGUCGCAAAAUGGCAGGCUACUAGAGGAAGAAGAGAUCCUGUUCUUCUUUGCCCAGAUGUUGUUGUCAAUCCAGCACGUCCACUCUAAACAAAUCCUGCACAGAGAUCUUAAGACUCAAAACAUCCUUCUGGACAAAACCAAGCGGGUCAUCAAGAUUGGGGAUUUUGGUAUCUCAAAAGUUCUCAGCAGCAAGAGCAAAGCUUACACUGUUGUGGGGACACCAUGUUACAUUUCACCUGAAUUGUGUGAGGGAAAGCCAUACAACCAAAAGAGUGACAUCUGGGCCCUUGGUUGUGUGCUGUAUGAACUGGCCAGUCUUAAGAGGGCAUUUGAAGCAGCGAACCUUCCAGCUCUGAUCUUAAAGAUUAUGCGGGGCACAUUUUCCCCGAUAUCAGAGCACUACAGCAAUGAGUUACGGUCCCUGAUCCUCUCCAUGCUUCACCUUGACCCCAGCAAGCGACCGGACAUCAACCAGAUCAUGGCCCAGCCCAUCAUCAUAAAUUCAAUUAUAAAUAUACACACAGAUCUCGGCAAGGUCCCUUGUGCUAGGAUCCAUCGUCCUGUAACUCCCGCCCUGCCAUCCACGGCCAGAAGUCGGCUAAGGGGAAGUGCUGUCAGUGUCAGAGAGUCCAUACCAGCCAAGCCUCAGGCUCUUAGCAGUGUGUACUGUUGGGGUGGGGGAAUCAACACCCCCAUCAAGCUCACCCUCCCCACAAAUGAUACUCAGGUCAUUGAGGUUUCUGCAGGCCGCGCACAGAAAGCAGCUGUCACCAAGAAUGGCAGGCUCUUCAACUGGGAGUCUCCUGGUGUGGGUACAGAAUCAAUGAUCCCUGGGGCCCUGGAGAGUGCCACGCCUGAGUACAUCCCGCGAUUCCUGGAGGGUCAGUCGGCUGUGGCCAUCCAGCACGUGGCCUGUGGGGACCUAUUUGUUGCCUGUCUCACCGACCGUGGGAUUCUUAUGACCUACGGCAGUGGGGCACAUGGGUGUCUGGGACAUGGGAAUCUUAAUGAUGUCACAAUGGCAAAAAUAGUGGAACCAUUGCUAGGAUACGAGGUGGUGGAGGUGUCAUGUGGGGCAUCACAUGUCCUUGCAGUGACCAAUGAAAAUGAAGUGUUUGUCUGGGGAAGGGGAGACAAUGGUCGUCUAGGCCUGGGUACUCAAGAGUCGCACACAACGCCCCAACCUGUGAGCUUCCCGGAGGGUAACAGCCCCUGCUCCGUCAACUGUGGUGUUGACUGCUCUAUGAUCAUCACGCUUGAUAACAAACUCUUCUGCUCUGGGAGCAACAGGUAUAACAAAUGUUGUUUGGAUGAGAACACGAAGGAAGGGGUGACAACUCGGUCUGUAGAGGAGGUGCGUACGUUCACCAAGGUUUCAUCCCCUCCUAUCGGGAAUGCCCUUGUGAAAACUGUCUCCAUGGGAACAUCACAUUCUGCCAUAGUUACAGUUGAUGGAGAGCUGUACACAUGUGGUGCUAACCAGUUUGGGCAGCUCGGCUACCAGACAGACUUCAACAGCAAACAAGCGGGCCAGGUAGUCGCCUUACAGGAGCAUAAGAUCAACAUGGUGGCAUGUGGGGACACAUUUACUGUCGCCGUCAGCCAGGAUGCAGAAGUGUUUUCAUUUGGCAAGAAUGCGAGGGGCAGACUGGGUCGUUCAGAUCCGGACACAAUGACUCCUAAACCAGUCAACAUGGCCCAUGACGACUUGUUUUCUGUGGUCUCCAUCUCCUGUAGUCAUGGGACUACUCUCCUUGCAACAAAACCUGUCCAAGGAGUAGCUGAUUGAGAACAGUGGAUUGGAAAUACAGAUCAACCAACUACUUACAAUGUCUGACUGCUUACAGUGUACUUGUCGUACUUGUGUUACCAGUAUGUUACAGGCUCUACACAGUAUUUUAAAAGUGACUAGUCAGACAUCUUUAAUAAAUACCAUUUCAUAAACUUUUUAUCCUCUUUUUAAUGACAAAAAUGUUAUUUUGAUUCACCAAAGAAAUGUUGAUCAUACUGUCACACCCAUCUGUUGUUAACACCAUCAUUGAAUUUUGAUUGUUUAUGUUUUAUUGAUGCAUUUUAUUGGGAAAAGAAAUCCGUCCAUUUUGUUACAUAUUUAUACUGUUUUUUAUGUUUAUCUCACAUUUAACAAUUCAACCAUUACAUGUAUAUUGGUGUUAUGAAUAAUGUAUUUUGUACUCACUGCUGUUUAAAUGCAGCUGUUGUCGUUUGUCUUUCAUAGAUUGGUUUUGAUAUGUGUAACUAUACAUACAAGCUUAACAUUGAAUAGUAACACUUGUGAUAAAAAAUAAAGUGAAAACAAUUA
Mya arenaria is the source of this 3190-nucleotide messenger RNA. RefSeq names its product serine/threonine-protein kinase Nek8-like. The transcript is spliced from 16 exons. Gene Ontology annotation, molecular function: ATP binding; protein kinase activity. The record is from RefSeq and is a predicted model, not a curated record. NCBI's taxonomy places the organism in Eukaryota, Metazoa, Mollusca, Bivalvia, Myida, Myidae. Bases 710 to 2659 code for a protein of 649 amino acids. Gene Ontology annotation, biological process: protein phosphorylation.